Molecule: messenger RNA, 819 nt
Organism: Caenorhabditis bovis
Lineage: Eukaryota; Metazoa; Nematoda; Chromadorea; Rhabditida; Rhabditidae
Source: the annotation of a GenBank genome assembly
AUGCUUGUCAAGGAAUAUCGAAUCCCACUUCCGCUCACUGUCGAUGAAUUCCAUAUCGGUCAAUUGUAUGCGGUGUCGGCGUGUAGUCGAAACGAGACGGGCGGCGGCGAGGGCGCCGAGUUUCUCAAACAAGAAGAUUUCACGAGUACGAGUAUUCUACCGGGAAAGAAGCUCACCGGAAUUUAUACAUACAAAAUCUAUCGAUUGCGCUCAAAAGCACCAUGGGUACUGCAAAAACUUCUACCUCCAGAGGCAUUCGAGAUCCACGAAGAGAGCUGGAAUGCCUAUCCCUACUGUAAAACGGUACUAACGAAUCCGGGAUACAUGAAGAACAAUUUUAUGCAAACAAUUGAGACAAUUCAUCUAGCUGACAACGGACAAUCGGAAAAUCCGCUAAACGCGCCGAAAAACCGCGAAAUUGUGUAUAUCGACAUUUGCGACGAGAAAAUCUACGGAAGAAAUGGAUAUAAUAAGCAGCGCGAUCCGACGAUAUUCAAAUCGAAAAAAACCGGCCGCGGACCACUAGAGGACGAAUGGAUCGACAACCAUGAACCGAUCAUGUGCGCCUAUAAGCUGGUGUCGAUCCACUUCAAAUGGACCGGCUUCCAGACGCUCAUCGAGAAGACGAUUCACAAACAAUACCCGAAGGUGUUCGGCAUAUUCCAUCGCGACGCCUACGCGUGGAUCGAUGUGUGGCACGACAUGAGUCUCGAGGAUAUUCGACGAUUCGAGGAGGAGACCGCGCAGAUCCUUCGGAAACAAAUCGAGGAGCCGGAGAAGCGCGGAACGAAUUGCGACGAUGAUAACAACAACAAAUGA